AUGAAGGUUCGCAAAAUGCAUGGCGUCCAAUGCAUCGCUCAACAUUGUCUUGGAUUCGAGACCAUCCAAAGUAGUCCAGCGAUAGAAGCCAUUGCAGCUGCCAAUAUUAGGCUGGAGACAGCGACUGCUGCCUGGCAUUGCAUUCACAAGAAACGCAGGGAGAAUUGCCCUGCAAAUUGGGAGGACAUUCAUAAGGAGUUCAAGGAUGCCAAAGAAUUAUUGACCGCUCUUCUCAAAGAUCGCAAAAGUAAAGAGAUCAAUCAAGAGACUCUCGACAGCGUUUCAAAUUUGGAAACAACCGCAGGCUUCAUGUCAACCAGCUCAGCAACCAGUUAUUUAGCUGCUAUAGUUGCAUCCACUAUCUCCAAGGUUCCUCUUGCGCCUGUGGAACAAACUACGGGAGCCCCAGCUACUAUUUUACAACCUAAGACAUGGGAUCGUACAAUUAUCGAUGAGAAUCAAGUUGAGGAAACUAUGCCAGCGGAGAAAGAGCCAGUGACCGGCCCUCCCAGAAAGGAUGACGAACCUUGUGCGCCUACCAACAGUGUGGUGUACAAAGGCCCAGUGACGGAAUCUGCUAUCAAGUUGUCAUAUGUCGAGUACUCUGGUCCGGGAAGUAGUUACUCCGGUCUCCAUGUAGGGUUGCCAAAGUUCGGUUCAGUUCGGUUCGGAGCCCAAUUUUUGCUGAACCAGAACUGA
Psilocybe cubensis is the source of this 699-nucleotide messenger RNA. RefSeq lists its product as uncharacterized. Lineage: Eukaryota; Fungi; Basidiomycota; Agaricomycetes; Agaricales; Agrocybaceae. The record is from RefSeq and is a predicted model, not a curated record. The transcript is spliced from 7 exons. The coding region runs from base 1 to 699 and encodes 232 amino acids.